ACCGCGCCGCUUCGAUUUAUCCAUUCGCUUACGCCCCGACACCGGCACGUGGAUGGAAGGCACAGUCCUUUGGAAAGGGUAAUGCUCACUACAAAGGCGGGGCAUGCAGCCUCAGAUGAGGGGCAGACUUUUCCUCUUCAACUUCUCAAAUCUCACGCCUCAGCCUUGCUUUUUCCAUUCUGUGUUUGAACUGUUGCUUUUUUAACGAUGUCGACUGCGAAACGAAACCCUCCUUUCAGAGCUGAGCACUGCGGGUCUUUGCUCCGCCCACAAGAAUUGGUCCAGAAGCGAUACGAUGUCGCUGCGGGCAAAUGUCCCACAUCUGAGCUCGAACCCCUGGAGGACAAGACCAUUACGGAUGUGGUGAAGCUGCAGAAGGAUGCCGGGUUUCAUAUCAUCUCCAGUGGGGAAUAUGCGAGGCACAUGUUCUGGGGAACUUUCUUCGAAGAACUCAAUGGCAUGAAGGAACUGCAACUGGGCGUGCUGAAAGGCUACGACGCUGGCAUGUUCCGACCGUAUGCUCCCGACGUCAAGUCCUUCAUGGAGUCCAAGGAAAUUCCUAAUGCUGUUACUGUCUGUGUCGGCAAGAUCAGCCAUCCCGGACACUCUAGCUACCAGCGCGAAGUCGACAUAAUGAAGAAGCUGCUACCGGAGAAUGAAUGGAAGAACAUCAAAAUCACCAUGAUCUCGCCGUCAUGGUACCACUUCCGAUACAAGGCUGGAAGGAGUUACCCAAAGGACGUGUAUGCCAACGAUGAGGAGUACUUCGAGGAUGUGGCAAAGGCAUACCAAGAGGAAUUAAAGUAUCUGCAUGGCCAAGGCAUCCGGAAUAUCCAGAUCGACGACCCGAACUUGGCGUACUUCUGCUCUCAAGCUAUGUUGGACGGGUGGGCUGCUGACAAGGACAACGACAAGACGGCUGACGAGAUGUUCGACGCCUACGUCAAGUUCUACAAUAAGUGCUUUGAGAGGCCGUCGGAUAUGCAUCUCGGUAUCCACCUGUGCCGCGGUAACUACGUCGGAAGUAGGCACUUUUCCGAAGGCGCGUACGACAACAUCGCGAAGAAGCUCUUCCAGGACCUGAAUGUCGACACGUACUACCUUGAAUACGACACUCCGCGCGCCGGCGGUUUCGAGCCCCUAGCACAUCUUCCCAAGAACAAGAACGUCGUGCUCGGUGUAAUUACCUCCAAGUUCCCCGCCCUCGAGAACAAGGACGAAAUGAUUGCCCGUGUCAACCAAGCUGCUGACUUCAUUGCUAAAGGCAAUGAUGAGACCCACGAAGAGGCGCUGCAGCGCGUUUGUGUGAGCCCGCAGUGCGGCUUUGCGAGCCAUGCUGAGGGGAAUGCGCUGGGGUAUGAGGAUAUGAGGAAGAAGUUGAUGCUUGUGAGGAGCAUUGCGGAUGCUGUUUGGCCGGGCCAGCCGUAAGAAGCAGUUGUGUAUCUGGGCGGUGUUGUAGGUGUUGGUGGCUAGAAGUGAGAUGUGCAUGUGCAUGAGGCAGGAGUUGCAUCUGAAUGCUGAUUUCAACACGGCGUUCUCAUGAGAGUACAGGCUGAACAAAAGUUAGCAUGGCUUCGGAUGGUUCGGUUAGGAAACCUUC
Molecule: messenger RNA, 1600 nt
Organism: Trematosphaeria pertusa
Lineage: Eukaryota; Fungi; Ascomycota; Dothideomycetes; Pleosporales; Trematosphaeriaceae
Product: methionine synthase-like protein
Exons: 3
Coding region: 208-1428 (406 amino acids)
Molecular function (GO): zinc ion binding; 5-methyltetrahydropteroyltriglutamate-homocysteine S-methyltransferase activity
Source: RefSeq, a predicted model, not a curated record